AUGCCCUCUUCCAUAGCCGAGUACGUUCCCGCAGCCAUUCUCUUCUCGCCUGAAGAUGUGCAGCACUUCACUAAGUGGCAGGAAGAGCACGGAGUAGGCUCGCUGCCUGGUAUUGUUCGAAAUGCCACAGAGUAUUGCGAGUUUCGUGCAUAUCGACGCACUUACGAAGACAACAAAAAGCUCAAGCGCGGUAACACACGGACGCGUAACAGAAAUCCUGCAAACAUGUGCGGACAUGGACUUCAUCCUUCAGAUAUCAUCACCGGCGGAUAUUGCCCAGUCUGCGAAGUGGAAAUGUGUCUCCAGUUCCUCGAUGCGCUCGGCAAGGUAUUCCAGAGAUGUGGCGGCCCUUGGCAGCAAGCGCGCGUUCGCAAUGAGUUCGCUCUAGUCAGACAGUGUUGGCACCUGGCGCGCUUUCAAUUAGUCGAGCUUGUGGAGCUUCUGGACUGCUCGCAAAAGUACGAAGAUGCCUGGGAGAAACAACAUCCAGGCGACGUAGGGUUGAAGCGAAAGCUCUCGUCGUUGGAUGUAGCGCGAGCGAAAGUCGCGAAGGCUCGAGUGAAGAAACACGUCACUUUCACACCGGACACCAACACCUGGACCACCCGCAGCAACGCCUGCUUCUGUCGCAACCCAGCGCAGCGCCAAAAUUACCAACCUGGCAGGCAUGCUGCUCCACUUGGAAUGGAGUGGAUUGACACAUCGCGAACGUCUUCUUCCAUAGCAGAUCUUCUGAACCUGAAGGUAUACGCUACCUGUAUCCAGGCUGAAUUUGACGCCUUGGUCGACGACUCGUCUCUCAGACCACCUAGUCGCUAUCAGGGUAUACUAAGCCUCCACCCCGGUAUUGGAGCGAUCUCAGCAUUCGCCAACCAGUUCUUGCAAGGGGCGGAAACGGCGAGGGAGGAGAUGCUCGAGAUGAUCAGCGUGGCUGAUGCCCUUAUAGUGCUCAUCGGCGAGGGGGACGUGGUGUUAGAUUUGCAUCUUUCUAUUUCGGACGAUGUGGAGGAUGAGGAUGGUUAUGGCGACGAAGAGGUGGAUCAGACAAGGUGGGCCUGCUGGUCUGAGUGCGGCAAUGAGGCAAAGCCUGACGUUGGUGGAGCAGCUGGUAUAGCUGCCAAAUUCGCUGUUGACGACGAGAAGGCGCGAAAAUGUCGGAAGACGGCUGGGUAG
Molecule: messenger RNA, 1173 nt
Organism: Alternaria viburni
Lineage: Eukaryota; Fungi; Ascomycota; Dothideomycetes; Pleosporales; Pleosporaceae
Exons: 2
Coding region: 1-1173 (390 amino acids)
Source: RefSeq, a predicted model, not a curated record